CUCUCUCUCUCUUAUCCUUUUUUGUUAUCUGUUCAAAAAUGGCUUCUCUCUUCCUCUUCUCUUUCUCUCCCACAAUUCACUCUGAUUUUCCCUCUUCUUCCGAUUUCUAUCCGUCCACUCAAUUCUCGUACACUUCUUCGACCUCAGCCUGUAAGUUUCAUGGAGUUGGGAUUGGUAGUCGGAGGAGGAGGAGGAGGAGCGUGCGUCGGUUUUUGGUCCGGUCGACUCACUCCAAUGCUAGGAUUCUCAAGCCCAAACGGAGGUCGAGGUUCGGUCAGAAUUUGUCGCCGUUUGACAGCGAUGAUGAUGGAGAGGAUGUGGAUGACCUUAGCAGUGAUGAGGAUGAUGAUGAUGAAGAUACUUGGUUGUAUAAUGGUAAUGUCUCGGAUGUUGAAUAUGAUACUAAAAGAAAGAGAGCCAAGUUGCAAAACAGAACCAGAAAUAGCAACUCACAGAGAGAUAACUUGAGACAUCCCAGAGAAAGUAGGGGUAUAAGAUCAUCCAACCGCUUUGAUUUACAAGAUAUCACAAAUGAUACUGAAAACCAAGACGACACGAUUGAGGAGGAAGCUGGUUCUACCAACGUAGACAAGCAAGGAAAGUUGAUGACCAAGAAAGCUAUGGAAAAUAGAUUUCCUCGUCUGGCAGAAGAAAUAGAAUUGGACAAGAAAUGGUAUCCUCUACUUGAUUAUCUUACAACAUUUGGGCUCAAAGAAUCACAUUUUCUUCAAAUGUAUGAGAGACGUAUGCCUUCUCUUCAAAUAAAUGUUAAUUCUGCUCAAGAAAGACUAGAAUACUUGUUGAGUGUCGGUGUCAAACAGAGGGAUGUUCGAAGAAUACUCAUGAGGCAGCCCCAAAUUCUGGAGUACACGGUAGAGAACAAUUUGAAAUCUCAUGUUGCUUUCUUACUUAGUUUGGGAAUCCCAAAUUCCAGAGUGGGGCAGAUCAUUGCUGCUGCUCCAUCUCUAUUUUCUUAUAGUGUUGAGAAUUCGUUAAAACCCACCGUCCGAUACUUGGUCGAGGAAGUCGGCAUUAAGGAAAAGGAUUUGGGUAAAGUUGUGCAACUGAGUCCUCAAAUCCUGGUUCAACGGAUUGAUGUAUCAUGGAACACCAGAUAUAUGUUUCUUUCAAAGGAAAUUGGAGCCCCUCGUGAUAAUGUAGUGAAGAUGGUAACUAAACAUCCUCAACUCCUCCACUAUAGCAUCGAUGACGGAUUGCUGCCCCGGAUCAAUUUCCUGAGAAGCAUUGGAAUGCGAAAUUCUGAGAUCUUGAAAGUCAUAACUAGCCUUACACAGGUUUUUUCUCUAUCUUUGGAGGAUAAUUUGAAGCCCAAAUACAUGUAUCUGAUCAAUGAACUCCGCAACGAAGUGAAAUCAUUGACCAAAUAUCCCAUGUAUCUAAGCUUGUCCUUGGAUCAAAGAAUCCGACCUCGACACCGGUUCCUAGUUUCUCUCAAGAAAGCACCCAAAGGACCAUUCCCUUUAAGUUCCUUCGUUCCAACUGAUGAAUGUUUUUGUCAGCAGUGGGCCGAAACCAGCCUAGAUAAGUAUCUAGAAUUUCGGAAGAGAUUGCUAUUGAAAGAAUUUGCGCAGAAAUACGAAAGGAGACGAUAACCUGAAGCGAAACGUCUGAUUUUUGCCUCGGAGUUCUUCCAUCUAAACUGAGAGGGAUGACACAAGUUCUCUAAUCCUUUAUAUCUAUGCAGUUCCCUUUCGACAGGUCAUGUCGCCGACUUCAUGAAUGUUCUGGUUACAUGCUGCCGUAAUCAGCUUAUGAACUACUCCAAUGGCUGCAAUUCUUUGGUAAGAUUAGAGGUGGAGUUUACCUGCCAUGUCUACUGCACUUGAGCUCAUUCAAAAGGGGCUGGUGAGCUUGCCACACGCAUACACAACACUGUAAGUUCUCGUUCCACUUAUAACAGAAAUUCCUUGUAAAAUCUUUUCAAUGAUGGGGGGAGAGGCGCAUUCUACAAUGUGUAUACAAAUUCCAUGUGAUUUUGGUCUUUAUAUGUCCUGAAAGUUGUGAUCGACACAAAUUUUGGUCUUUAAGUUGUUGUAAUUGACACAAAUUUUGGCCUUUAAGUAAUUGAUGUGUGUAUGUCCUCUUUGUUUGAUUACUUCUCA
This is a messenger RNA of Cucurbita pepo subsp. pepo (vegetable marrow), 2123 nucleotides long. Its product is annotated as Mitochondrial transcription termination factor family protein. The record is from RefSeq and is a predicted model, not a curated record. Gene Ontology annotation, biological process: developmental process; regulation of DNA-templated transcription. Gene Ontology annotation, molecular function: double-stranded DNA binding. Lineage: Eukaryota; Viridiplantae; Streptophyta; Magnoliopsida; Cucurbitales; Cucurbitaceae.